AUGGCUCUAAUCGGUCCUCAUUUUCUGUCUCAUCACCAUCUUCUUCUUCAUGUUCUUCUUGUUGAUGUGGUCUUUAUCAAUCUCCUGGCCGCUUCUGCCAGCAACGUGAGUAGACCAGCAGCUUCCUGUCUUCUCCUCUCUCUUUGCCCUGCAGUCUGCUCGUGCGUUCUCUCCUUCAGCCGUUCGCUAACUCUCUCUCUGUUUUCUUCUUCUUCUUCUUCUUCUUCUUCUUCUUCUUCUUCUUCUUCUUCUUCUUCUUUCCAGGUUCACAUUGUUUACAUGGGAGAGAGACGCCAGGACGAGCCCCACCUCGCCCAGAUGCUGCACCACGACAUCCUCUCUUCUGUUCUGGGAAGGUAACAGCCGGCAAAUCGUUUUCCCUUCGCAGUCCUCGUCUGUAAAUUCGCCUUCUUCCUCGUGGUCUCGUGUAAUCAAAGAAAUCUGUUCUGUUGUGAUCUGAGCACCCGGCCUUUUUCCGACCUGCAUCCUGUAGCCCAGAAGUAGCAGCUUCAUCGAUCCUCUACAGCUAUAAACAUGGGUUUUCAGGGUUUGCGGCAGUUCUCACAGAAUCACAGGCUAAACGUAUCGCCGGUGCGUGCGUCUCCCACUGAACUCUUUGCUUGGCGUUCGACGAUCCAAUCCGCAUCUUCUGCAGAUCUCCCCGGGGUUGUGAACGUCGUUCCCAAUCGUAUUCUUAAUCUCCACACAACGAGGAGCUGGGAUUUCCUGCGACUGGAUCCAGCGCCCAGGAGCGGGCUUCUCUCAAAGAGUCGAUCUGGGGAAGGAUCGAUCAUCGGCCUUCUGGAUACCGGUAAAGUCUCAUUCUUUGCUCUGAAAUGCAAGUGGAAUUCAUGGCUCGUUCUCCUGUAUGUGAGCCUCUCCUGUUGGGAAAAAAAAUUCUGCUGCCAGGUAUUUGGCCCGAAUCAGAAAGUUUCAGGGAGGAAGGGAUCGGACAAGUGCCCUCUCGAUGGAGAGGGAUCUGCCAAGAAGGCGAAGACUUUAGUCUCUCCCAUUGCAACAGGUCAGUCAGCCGCCGCUGGCCAUCUUCAACCCCCUCUUUCUCGAUCAGCUCCCUGUAAGAUGCCAAGCUUCUGAUUUGUUCCAAUAAUACGGAAAAAUAAAAUCUCUAGAACAUCAUCAUCUUCCUGCCCACAAAUGGCCAUUUAUUUAUAGCAAGCUCUCCUCAGAUACGGAGAUUAUACGCCGUGUAAUUGAGAUCUCCUUCAUAGGGCUGCUCCUGCAGGAAAAUCAUCGGGGCCCGCUGGUACGCCAAAGGGUACGAGGCCGAGUUCGGAAAGCUCAAUGAGAGCAACGUGUUCGAGUUUUUGUCCCCUCGAGAUGCUCUCGGGCACGGUACCCACACGUCGUCCACCGCCGCCGGCUCUCCCGUGGAGAACGCCGCCGUCGCGGGGCUUGCGAGGGGACUGGCCAGAGGCGGCGCGCCGAAUGCCCACUUGGCGAUAUACAAAGUCUGUUGGGCCACCGGCGACUGCAGCGCCGCCGACAUCCUCGCCGCCUUCGACGACGCCAUAGCCGACGGCGUUGACGUUCUCUCCGUCUCUCUGGGAUCGCCGCCCCCUCUGUCUUCGUAUGUUGACGACGUGCUCGCCGUCGGCUCCUUCCACGCGGCGGCCAGAGGGAUUGCGGUGGUCUCCUCCGCCGGGAAUUCCGGCCCCUACGCUCAGACCGUCAUGAACACUGCUCCCUGGGUGAUCACAGUGGCGGCGAGCACCGUAGAUCGGGCAUUCCCCACUUUGAUUACGCUCAGAAACAACAGAACCCUAGUGGUAAAUUCAUGUCUUUUUCAGGAUUUUCAUCGCAGAGUAAGAGAACUGGCUUCAUUUUUUUUUUCUUUUCACGAUCCCAAUGCAGGGUCAGUCAUUAUACGCGGUGAAGGAGGGCGAGUUCCAUGAUUUGGUGUUUGGCCAAAACAUCGCUUCUAAUUCAGCAGGAGCUGAUGACGCCAGGUGUGGCAUCUGUCUGUAAAUUGAUUUCAACUGUGGAGGGUCUCUGUCUGAUGCGAGGAGGCCCUCGCCUUGCAGAAGCUGCAGUGGAGGAUCCCUGAAUGCCACCUUAGCCAGGGGGAAGGUGGUGCUCUGCUUCCAGUCCCGUCUCCAGAGAUCUGCCUCCGUUGCGACCAGAACUGUGAUGAAAGCUCGCGGCGUGGGCCUGAUCUUCGCCCAGUUUCCCACCAUGGAUGUGUCUUCCACCCUGGGUUUUCCCUGCAUCGUGGCAGAUUUCGAAACUGGGACGGCCAUUCUUUCCUACAUCGGCACCACAAGGUGAGAAUCAUAGAAUCUCACACCCGUGCUGAAAGAUUUCUCACAGAGGAGUUCCUCCCUCUGCUCCAGAGAACCAGGCGUAAGACUGAACCCGACGAAGACAACGGUGGGGACGGUGGUCUCCCCCGAGGUGGCCUUCUUUUCUUCUCGGGGACCCAGCUCCCUCUCUCCCUCCAUCUUGAAGGUGACGCCCUCUCUUCUUGAUGAAUCUAGGUUUCUGGUGAGCUAGUUCAUAGCUGGUCUGGUCUCUCUCUACAGCCUGACAUCGCCGCCCCUGGUGUGAACAUCCUCGCCUCAUGGUCCCCAGCUUCCCUUCCCCCACCUGGGGUCCCUCCAUCAACAUUCAAGAUCGUAUCAGGGACCUCCAUGGCCUGCCCCCACAUCUCCGGCAUCGUCGCCCUGCUCAAGUCCGUUCAUCCCGAUUGGAGCCCUGCGGCGCUGAAGUCCGCCCUCGUCACCUCCGGUAGCUAGAAACCAAAGAAGUUUCUCCCAUUUAUCCCCAUCCCACUGUAAGCUGAUCUUCCCUCCGGCAGCCUCUGUAACAGCGGAAUCCGGCCAGAGCCUCACGGCGGAGGGAGCCCCCUACAAGAACGGCGACCCCUUCGACUACGGCGGCGGCCAUGUUGACCCGAACAGGGCCAUGGAUCCCGGCCUGGUGUUCGACAUGGGCACCUCCGGUCACCUCCGGUUUCUCUGCUCCAUGGGUUACAACAACACCGCCGUCAGCCUGAUGGCCCGCCGGCAAACCAUUUGCCGGAGCGCCGCCGUAUUCUCCCCCCAGAGCGACCUCAAUCUGCCUUCCAUCUCCAUCCCGGAGCUUAGGGGAAGGCUGAGUGUGGCGAGAACGGCGACGAACGUCGGCCCUGUGGCGUCCACAUACAGAGCUCGCGUGGAGGCGCCGCCUGGGGUUGGGGUCAGAGUGGCUCCGGCGAUCCUGGAAUUCAACUCCUCAGUGAAGAAGAUCAGAUUCGAGGUCAACUUCAAGCCCCUCUUUAGGGUUCGGGGGAGGUACUCCUUCGGAAGCUUGACCUGGGAGGAUGGAUUCCAUGCGGUGAGGAUCCCACUGGCGGUCCGUCCAGUCGCCGACGAUUCUGACAGCACCACGGAGGUUUGA
Messenger RNA from Spirodela intermedia, 3396 nucleotides. The record is from the annotation of a GenBank genome assembly. Lineage: Eukaryota; Viridiplantae; Streptophyta; Magnoliopsida; Alismatales; Araceae.